CAAAUUAAUUAGCAACUGUCGCAUAUACAAAUAAUAUUAGGCUGCUAGUAUUAUGAUUAAUCGAUUUGUACUCGUUCAGUGUGACAUAAAUAUGUACCUAAAACCAUACCAAAACAUACCUAUAUGUAAAUAUAUAAGACUUUGAAGUUCAGAAAAUUUGCUUAGUCGAAUUUGAGAAACCAAUUCAUCUGUGAUCUCACAAAACUGUAUAAUGAUGAACGGCGUAAGUUGGCAGGUUAUUAUUUUGGCGUUAACGGUGGCCACCGUGCUGUCGUCAAAAGGUCGAAGGUUUCAUGAGGAAUCCUGCGAAGAGAUGAUUCCUCAAUUUAUUGACCACAUAACAUCAGAGAAUGCCGAUGAUGGAGGAGAAUGUGGCGAAGUGGGGCAAUUCCCAAAGCCUGGAGAUUGCACGGCAUUUUUUAAAUGUGUUCGAGGAAGGGGACGAAUUCUUGGAAUAUUGGAAUAUUGUGCUAUUGGGUACAAUUUUGAUGGAAAUAGUUGCAUUAGAAGCAAUAACGUGACCGAUUGUCCACAAUUUAUUUGUAAGCCAACAAAUAAUACUAUUGUUGGCGGUGAGAGUUCCGAUUUGCCAGUAGAAAUUGCAUCAAGUGCCGCACAGAAAGGGCAGGAAAUUGAAGAAUUAAAAAACAAAGCUGGAAAACUAGCAAAAAUCAAUUCUUUUGUUUUAUUUUUAUACGGUUGUACUUUGCUUUAUUAGUUAUCUAUAGUAGUAUUGAUAAGUAUGCAAAAUCAUUAAUUGAUCAUUAACCAUUUGUAAAGCAAUAUAAUAUUAAAUGAGAAAAUAAAUACUUUCAUGAAAAGAGUAGA
Molecule: messenger RNA, 828 nt
Organism: Folsomia candida
Lineage: Eukaryota; Metazoa; Arthropoda; Collembola; Entomobryomorpha; Isotomidae
Exons: 3
Coding region: 212-718 (168 amino acids)
Cellular component (GO): extracellular region
Molecular function (GO): chitin binding
Source: RefSeq, a predicted model, not a curated record